Messenger RNA from Melitaea cinxia (Glanville fritillary), 3260 nucleotides. Its product is annotated as inactive dipeptidyl peptidase 10. Gene Ontology annotation, biological process: proteolysis. NCBI's taxonomy places the organism in Eukaryota, Metazoa, Arthropoda, Insecta, Lepidoptera, Nymphalidae. Gene Ontology annotation, molecular function: dipeptidyl-peptidase activity; serine-type peptidase activity. The record is from RefSeq and is a predicted model, not a curated record. Bases 1 to 2598 code for a protein of 865 amino acids. The transcript has 16 exons.
AUGCACGCCACCGGCCACACGGACCGCUCGGGCGGCGGCGGCGGCGGCGGCUCCUGGCGCCUCCCGCCCGACGAAACGCUGCAGGUCGCCGAUCCGAAAUCCGCGAAAGAAGAGGAUCUUUACCCGGGAGAUGGGCACAACUGGAGAAGCAUUGUAUUUUCGUUGAUGGUCAUCAGCUUUGUGAUCGCUGGUAUCGUCACUGCCAUUUAUUUACUAGGAUAUGUGGACGAGUUGCUCUACUGGUCAGGUCGUCGUAUGCGACUCGACGAGUUCCUCAGAGGCGACUUGACUGGCGAGCGACUGCCGACUACGUGGGUCAGCUCUCACCAACUGGUGUACCAGGCGGACGACGGAGGUCUGCUGGCGCUCGAUACCUUCAACAACUCCCUUACGGUGCUCGUCACCAAUCACACUCUCAGGCAGCUCAAUGUACGCGGUUAUCAGUGUUCCCCAAACCUACAAUACGUGCUAUUUCAGCACAACAUCAAGGAGGUUUAUCGGCGAACCUUCACGGCACACUAUACAGUUUAUGACGUCACAAAUGACCACCACAUCCACUUAUUUGGUGAAGGUCAAAGCAGCUGGGAAUGGCAACACGCGGCGUGGCUCGGUACGGAGGGUGCACUCCUGCUCGUUGCAGACAAUGAAGUCCUUGCCAGGCCAGCUCCUCCAGCAAGAAGAGCACCACUACUUAGGCUCACAACAGACGCCGUUCCAGGUCGAGUGUACAAUGGAGUGUCGGAUUGGUUGUACCAAGAGGAGGUGACGAAAACAUCGUCGGCGACUUGGGGAUCGAUAGACGGCGCGUUCGUGCUGUAUGUCCAAUACGACGACAGCAAGGUGUCGGAGCUGAAAUUCCCUCACAUAUCCGAAGGAAUAGGUGGUUCGGGGGCUUCCAGAUCAGGCUUUCUACUCCCGACCCUCAACAACAGUAUCCCAUCAGUCUUCCCUGAUCAAAUCACAGUGAGAUACCCUACGCCUGGCAGUUCAAUACCUCAAGUGACUUUAUGGAUAGUAGCGGUUCAAAAUGUUUCUUCCCCUCCACGGUGGGAAGUAAAACCUCCUAGUACUUUAGAUGGAAUUGAAUAUUAUCUCAUAUCAGCCCAGUGGGUGGGCAAAGACAAUUCUCACAUAGGAGUAGUGUGGAUGAAUCGAGCUCAAAAUUAUACCGUUUACAGCAGUUGUUAUGCACCAAACUGGACGUGCACAGAGACGCAUUCCGAAAAAGCUACUGAUGAACCUUGGUUAGAAGUACACCAAGAGCCAGUUUAUUCGGAAGAUGGCAGUGCAUUUCUCCUUUUAGCGGCAGUUCAAGAAGGCGGUGGUCAAUACUAUACACACAUAAAACACGUUGAUGUGUUGCGCCAGCGCAUAGCUGUUUUAUCACAUGGUAAAGUGGAAGUCACCAAAAUCCUAGCUUGGGAUCAGGAAAAUCACUUAGUUUAUUAUUUAGGUAGUGCAGAUAGACCGGGUCAAAGACAAGUGUACGUAGUCCGAGAUCCGAGCUACGGGGGAGGAAGUAACUCCGUGAGGGCUCGUGCUGAACGUGAGGAGCCACGUUGCCUAACAUGCGAGCCUGCAGUAUGGCCUGCUCGUUUACAUUAUGCAAACUGCACCUUCUGGAGUGCUACGUUCUCACCCGCUAAGCCGAAGCUAGGAAUAACACACUAUGUUCUUGAAUGUAUGGGUCCUGGUCCACCGCUUGCUGGACUUCAUGACGCUAGAACACAUAAGUUAGAAAGAAUAUUAUACGAUACGAGGCCUUAUAGAUCAGUACGAUUACGUGAAUUAGCAUUGCCUACAAGAAGAUCAUUUGAUGUGCAAUUGAGCAGUGGGUCGAAAGCACGUGUUCAAUUAUUUUUGCCACCUUCGUGGCGCGAGGAACUUCGUGAUGCUGCCUUUCCAGUACUCGUUCAUGUAGAUGGGCGACCUGGAAGCCAGCAAGUAACUGAUCAGUUUCUCGUAGAUUGGGGAACGUAUAUGUCCUCACGUAACGACGUAGUUUAUGUAAAAUUAGACGUGGCAGGAGCACGAGGUCUUCCUCGGGCGCUGCUGCGCGGUCGCCUCGGUGGAGUUGAGGUGGCUGACCAGUUGGCUGUUAUUAGAUAUUUAUUAGAAACCUUCAAAUUUUUGGAUGUAACGCGUGUAGCAGUUUGGGGUUGGGGUUACGGUGGCUACGUGACAUCGAUGCUUUUGGGCUCCCAACAAUCCACCUUGAAGUGCGGUAUUGCUGUAUCGCCGAUUACAGACUGGUUAUAUUAUAAUGCUGCCUUCACGGAGCGCAUCCUGGGCAUGCCGUCGGUCAACUACAAGGGCUACGUGGAGGCGGACGCGUCGCAGCGCGCGCACCACGUCCCGCGCCACGCGCUGUACCUCAUCCACGGCAUGGCCGACAUGAGCGCGCCCUACCCGCACGCACUGCAACUGGCGCGCGCGCUCACCGACGCCGGCGUACUCUUCCGAUAUCAGGCAUACGCCGACGAAGGCCAUGAUUUGAAAGGCGUCAUCGAGCACGUAUACCGAUCAAUGGAAGACUAUCUCCGAGAGUGCCUCUCUCUUGAUCCAGAAGACACCAAGCUGCCUCCACCAGAUAGAUAAAAUUAAUCGUUCACGAUAAGUCUUAAUAGGUUUUGCAAAAAAACAUUCUAUCAUUUUGGAAUUAUCAUUAUUAUGUAUAGUUAUUAUCAUAUUUUGUAAAUAUGUAAAUGAGAUAGUGCUUUAAAUUGUGUUGUCAAAUAAAUUUAAAUUAGGUAUGCCUUUCUAGAAGGAUACUAAGUAUGUGAAUUAUGUGUGUGAAAUUAUAAUAGAUUCAUUACUCAUUAUGAAAACAUCUUAAAGUAAAUUAUCAAUAACGUUCAAACCAAUACUAUUGCGAUUUUACUGUGGUCGAGUAAAAUAAAACGUACCGAGUUUUAAGACGAAAAGAGUAUAAAUUGGGCUAAAAAAUAAUUAAUUUUCAUAUAUUUCUAGUACGCUCCAUCAACACCGCUUCAGCAAUGUUCGCCUUUUCUAUUGUCUAAAUAAAUCUUACCUAUUAUUAGUGUUUUAAAUCUUGAAAAGUAUCCUUUCUAGUGCUGUAACGAGAUUAAGCGCUGAAAACAUUCAAUGCAUCUUAUACUCUUCGUAAAUUCCACUCUUGUCAAUCGUACUACUAUAUUGUGAUUAUAUAAAUUCAUAGCAAUUCGAGCUUUACCCUUUAGGCUUUACUGUAACCCUUUCUACUUCCAUUGUUUUAAAAUAAUAUACUGUUACCAUAUUAA